Messenger RNA from Prunus armeniaca (apricot), 378 nucleotides. NCBI's taxonomy places the organism in Eukaryota, Viridiplantae, Streptophyta, Magnoliopsida, Rosales, Rosaceae. The record is from the annotation of a GenBank genome assembly.
AUGAGAGGUUCACUUUUAAAGAGAGCAUGUACUGUGCUUUUCACAUUGCUCACAUUCUUGUGUGAUUUUACAAAAUUGAUUGAGCAGGUGCUGUGGACAUUUUCUUUAUAUUUGGAAGCAGUCGCCAUACUUCCUCAGCUGGUGCUGUUGCAAAGGACUAGAAAUAUUGACAACUUAACAGGGCAAUAUGUUUUCCUCCUUGGUGCAUAUCGAGCAUUAUACAUAUUGAACUGGAUCUACCGCUACUUUACUGAGGAACACUAUGUCCAUUGGAUCACUUGGAUAGCAGGGACUAUCCAGACUUUGCUCUAUGGUGAUUUCUUCUACUAUUACUUCCAGAGCUGGAAGAACAAUGUAAGGCUCGAGCUGCCAGCUUGA